ACUACACACCGCUCUGCUGUCUGUGCUCGCGCGCCCGCUCGCCCGCACCCACUAUGGCCACCAUUCAGCAGCUGGUAGGAAAAUGGCGUCUGGUGGACAGCAAAGGCUUUGAGGACUACAUGAAGGAGUUAGGAGUGGGAGUAGCUAUGAGAAAAAUGGGUGCAGUGGCCAAGCCAGAUUGUAUCAUCACUUGUGACGGCAACCACCUCACCGUUAAAACUGAGAGCACUCUGAAAACAACACAGUUUUCUUGUAACCUGGGAGAGAAGUUUGAAGAAACUACAGCUGAUGGCCGAAAAACUCAGACGGUCUGCAACUUUACGGAUGGUGCGUUGGUUCAGCACCAGGAGUGGGAUGGGAAGGAAAGCACAAUCACCAGGAAAUUGCAGGAUGGAAAGUUAGUUGUGGUCUGUGUCAUGAACAAUGUCACCUGUACUCGGGUCUAUGAAAAAGUGGAAUAAAUACUCCAUCAUCACUUGGACAAGAAUUAGCUUUGAGAAUGAAUAAGCUCAGUUCAAUGAGCAAUUCUCCAUACUUUUUUUUUUUUUGUCAUUACUUUGGUCAAGUACCUUUAUCACAAGCAUUUUACAUGCAACUAUUUCAAAGUAUUGAUUUAACCAGGUUCAUCUCUUUGGUUAAUAAAUAAAUAAAUAAAUAAAUAAAUGUGUUUAUGCUAAUAA
Molecule: messenger RNA, 680 nt
Organism: Cavia porcellus (domestic guinea pig)
Lineage: Eukaryota; Metazoa; Chordata; Mammalia; Rodentia; Caviidae
Gene: Fabp5
Product: fatty acid binding protein 5
Exons: 4
Coding region: 54-461 (135 amino acids)
Biological process (GO): fatty acid transport
Cellular component (GO): nucleus; cytosol
Molecular function (GO): fatty acid binding
Source: RefSeq, marked provisional